Molecule: messenger RNA, 546 nt
Organism: Fusarium odoratissimum NRRL 54006
Lineage: Eukaryota; Fungi; Ascomycota; Sordariomycetes; Hypocreales; Nectriaceae
Exons: 2
Coding region: 1-546 (181 amino acids)
Source: RefSeq, a predicted model, not a curated record
AUGUAUCGUAACAUCAAACUCAAGCGCAAACCUCUUCCCUCCUCCCGUCUCAGGCCAUCAUCUUCAGUCUCCGAUCCCCUCCCCUCUUCCUCACCUCCCAAAGUCCAACCUGUCGACUCAAUCCGUCGCUCCUCCGAGGACUGCCCCAUCUGCAAAGCCAUGCUCGUCAACCGCAACGGCAGCCUAGCGCGUCACAUUAAACGCCAUGCAAAACUCGCCAAAAUCGAGGCUCUGAACAUCGAGAUUGAUCUUCCACGGAUGGACGCCCCUGACUUUGACGUCGAGCUCGCUCAGAAAAUGUGGCAGUCGGUUCCUGCGAGACGUCGCGCAACUGGUGGUGUAUUCCUCGAUGGACCGCUCGCUGGAGAGGGUUUCUUUGAGGGGAUGCCCAGUGUUUUUCUCCCAAAUGGACGGGUCAAGCCGAAGUGGGCGUGGAUUAAGAAGGAUCUUGAUUCGAGAGUUGGACGUGGUCCGUUGAGGGCUCUCAAGAACGCGAAUGCUAACACCGGAUCUGACCUUGAUAAUGAGGAUUACAUGGGGAUCUAG